This is a messenger RNA of Fibroporia radiculosa, 1419 nucleotides long. RefSeq lists its product as uncharacterized. The transcript is spliced from 4 exons. The coding region runs from base 1 to 1419 and encodes 472 amino acids. Lineage: Eukaryota; Fungi; Basidiomycota; Agaricomycetes; Polyporales; Fibroporiaceae. The record is from RefSeq and is a predicted model, not a curated record.
AUGCCUCCUCAACGCAAAGGGUCCACUGCAGCAGCAGGCCACGUCCUUAGUCUCAACGGGACGCGGGGUGCAGCUAUGCCGCCACCCCCAGAUCCUCCCCUGCCGCAAGGAAUCCUUGAGCCAGAGAUGACCGCGCUCUCGACAUGUCUUCGUAAUGCCGUUACAAAGACAGCCCAGGUCUACGGAUUCUACGCGGAUGCUCAUAAACUCGGCAUAGACAAGUAUGCGCCCAGUCCACCGCGUUCUCUGACCGCCUCACUUGGCCGAGAAAUCGAGAAGUACGAUCAACUCUGCGAUGCAAUGGAAUCACAGCUGCAUCGUGCCAUUGCCGUGCUCCAGCGCGACCUACGUCGUGAGGAGCAGCGGCUACAGGCUCAAGCUGCAGCGGAAGCGCAUCCCCCACCAAUAGACAAUUCCGCGCAACCAAAGACUCCGCCGCUCUCGCCUUCCCUAUCUGCAAUCCAGGCAGGACCUUCUGCAGAGACUGCUUCUAGGGGACAAACACCCAAACCUGUGAUCCCCACGCCAGCUAGACGCCAGUCCACGAUAUCCCUGUCAUCUCUUCAACGCCCGCCGUUCCCGCACAAGCUCGAUCUCUCUUCCGCGACGCUUCGCAUGAAUCCCGAAGAUGUCCUUGUCAGUGGACUCUCUUCUCCGGUUACACUGGCGCCGAAGUCAUCGUACAAGAUCAUGCCACAGGACCUCGUCAUGGGUCCAUUAGGUGAUCCAACCAGUCGCCCUGUAGACAUCGAUCUUACAGUAGGAGAUGACAUAGACAUGCACCAGGCCGCUGAAGUCGCAGCUGCCGCUGCCGCCGCCGCGGGGAUGGACCCUGGAUUGGGUAGCUCCGCGGACAAGCCAAUCGAACUGGACCUUGAUAUGGACAUGGACAUGAGUAUGGAUUUAUUAGGUAAUGUGUCUGCGUCCGGCACCACCAUGGACACAAAUGCACCUCAGAUGGGUCAGUUCCUUCAACCACCACCAGACUUCGUGACAACCAACAGUCAGACUACAGGGCUGUCUCCAAACGUCAGGAAAAAAGAGGAAGAGGACGUCUUCUUGGAUGUUUUGUCUUCAGUUGAUGCUGGUGAUACGAGGGGCCUUUUCGCAUCGCUCGAGCAACCGCCUUCUAGCAAUGCAGGUGACCCCACUCACCUUCACCCGCCUCCUGCUAACUCAGCGGAUGGGGCCCCUUCGCCUGGAUCGAUUCUUGCCGGCCUCAAUCCCUCCUCUUCGCAUCCUGCUGUGUCUGCCACGGGCCAUGAACCCCAUUUCGAUUUGAAUGGAAUGGAUCUGUCGACGUUCUCAACGUUCGACACCGCAUUUUUCAACGAUCAUCCUGCGGAGUCAGGGCUAACAGCAUCGGAAAUGGAGAAUUUUCUCGUCCUUGGAAACCAGAGUGGCGAAGUGAAUAAGUAG